AUGACGGAGCGGACGGGAAAGGAUGCCCGGGCUCCCCACGUGGCGGGAGGCGCGCCCUCCCCCGCGCCGGCCGCGGAGCCCCUGCCCCGACGUCGAGACGGCGGCCGCCUCCGGGCGAGUCAGACCUCGGACGCCCCGCGGGUCGCUGCGGCCGCACCCGCGCCCUCGGACGCGCUGCUCCUCUCCCGGCGCGGCCAGGGCGCGGACCCUGGCGGGAAGGCGCAGGACCGGCAGCCGCGGCCGGACGUGGGCCGGGCGCACCCGAGGCUCGAAGCCGCGAGCGGGGCGGGAGCCGACAGCCCCGGGCCCCCGGGGGAGGGCCGAGGGCCGCUGCACGCUGCUGCCAACACAGCGCUGCGCCCCGCGGGCCCGGGGCAGAGCCGCAGCCCUCCGGCCUGGGAGCCCCGGGGCCCGUGGCGCGCGUCUGGCCCCGAGCCGCCCGAAGGCCCCCGCGGCGCCCCCGGCACCCAGGGCGCGGUGUGCCCGCUCAUGAGCCGGCCGGAGGGCAAGGCUGGCGACAGCUGCGGGCCGGCGGGUGCCCACAAGGGGCUGCCCAGGGGCCUGUCCCCGUCCCGGCAGCCGGGGCCCCUGUGCCCCGGGAGCCACGCUUGGCCCGGGGCCGCGGGUAAAGCCGCCACGCAGCCCGCCGUGCUGGACGUGGAGGAGGAGGAGGGCGGCUUCGCGGCCGAGGGCCCCACGGGCCCGCUCCUCAAGGGCAAGCCGCGGCCUCUGGCGGGCCCGGCGGCCGCAGCAGGCGCCGCGCCCGCUGCGCCGGGGCCGGCCCCCGGGGGCGCCGGCCUGGUCCCCAAGGAGGACUCCCGCCUCCCCGCGCCCAGGGUCUCCCCGGCCGAGCAGGACGCGCCGGCGCCCGGGUGCUCCCCGCUGGCCACCACAAUGAUGGACUUUAUCCACGUGCCCAUCCUGCCCCUCAGCUCGGCCUUCCUGGCGGCCCGCACCCGGCAACUGCUGGAAGCGGAGACCUACGACGCGGGCGCCUUCGCUGCGCCGCGGGGCUCGCCCGCCGCCCCCUGCGCCCCGCUGGCGGCCGGCGACUUCCCCGACUGCGCGUACCCGCCCGACGCCGAGCCCAAGGACGACGGCUUCCCGCUCUACGGCGACUUCCAGCCGCCCGCCCUGAAGAUCAAGGAGGAGGAGGAGGGCGCCGAGGCGGCGGCGCGCUCCCCGCGGCCGUACCUGCCGGCGGGGCCGCACUCCUGCGUCUUCGCGGACGCGCCGCCGGCGCUGCCCCCGCUCCCCCCGCGAGCGCCGUCGUCCAGGCCCGGGGAAGGGGCGCCGGCCGCCGCCGCCGCCGCCGCCGCCGCCGCCGCCGGCUGCUCCGUGUCGUCGGCGCCCUCGCCGGGGCCCACCCUGGAGUGCGUCCUGUACAAGGCGGAGGGCGCGCCGCCGCCGCAGGGCCCGUUCGCCGCCGCGCCCUGCAGGGUCCCGGGCGCCGGCGCCUGCCUGCUACCCCGGGACGGCGCGGCCGCCGCUGCCUCGGCGGGGGCCGCGGGGGCCAGCCCUGCGCUCUACCAGCCGCUCGGCCUCGGCGCCCUUCCGCAGCUCGGCUACCAGGCGGCCGUGCUCAAGGAGGGCUUGCCGCAGGUGUACCAGCCGUACCUCAACUACCUGAGGCCUGAUGCGGAUGCCAGCCAGAGCCCACAGUACAGCUUCGAGUCCGUACCUCAGAAGAUUUGCUUGAUCUGUGGGGAUGAAGCAUCAGGCUGUCAUUACGGCGUCCUGACUUGUGGGAGCUGUAAGGUCUUCUUUAAAAGGGCAAUGGAAGGGCAGCAUAACUAUUUAUGUGCUGGAAGAAAUGACUGCAUUGUUGAUAAAAUCCGCAGAAAAAACUGCCCAGCAUGUCGCCUUAGAAAGUGCUGUCAGGCUGGCAUGGUCCUUGGAGGUCGAAAAUUUAAAAAGUUCAAUAAAGUCAGAGUUAUGAGAACAUUGGAUACUGUUGCUCUCCCACAACCUGUGGGCAUUCCAAAUGAAAGCCAAGCUCUAAGCCAAAGAAUAUCUUUUUCACCAAGUCAAGAUAUACAGUUAAUUCCCCCAUUGAUUAACCUGCUAAUGAGCAUUGAACCAGAUGUGAUCUAUGCAGGACAUGACAACACCAAACCUGAUACCUCCAGUUCUUUGCUGACGAGUCUUAAUCAACUAGGCGAGAGACAACUUCUUUCAGUAGUCAAGUGGUCUAAAUCAUUGCCAGGUUUUCGAAAUUUACACAUUGAUGACCAAAUAACUCUCAUCCAGUAUUCUUGGAUGAGCUUAAUGGUGUUUGGACUAGGAUGGAGAUCUUACAAACAUGUCAGUGGGCAGAUGCUAUAUUUUGCACCUGAUCUAAUACUAAAUGAACAGAGGAUGAAGGAAUCAUCAUUCUAUUCAUUAUGCCUCACCAUGUGGCAGAUCCCACAGGAGUUUGUCAAGCUUCAAGUUAGCCAGGAAGAGUUUCUGUGUAUGAAAGUAUUGCUACUUCUUAAUACAAUUCCUUUGGAAGGACUAAGAAGUCAAAACCAGUUUGAAGAGAUGAGAUCAAGCUACAUUAGAGAGCUCAUCAAAGCAAUUGGUUUGAGGCAAAAAGGAGUUGUCUCUAGCUCACAGCGUUUCUACCAACUCACAAAACUUCUUGAUAACUUGCAUGAUCUUGUCAAACAGCUUCAUCUGUACUGCUUGAAUACAUUUAUCCAGUCCCGGGCACUGAGCGUUGAGUUUCCAGAAAUGAUGUCUGAAGUUAUUGCCGCACAGUUACCCAAGAUCUUGGCAGGGAUGGUGAAACCUCUGCUCUUUCAUAAAAAGUGA
Molecule: messenger RNA, 2796 nt
Organism: Nyctereutes procyonoides (raccoon dog)
Lineage: Eukaryota; Metazoa; Chordata; Mammalia; Carnivora; Canidae
Gene: PGR
Product: progesterone receptor
Exons: 8
Coding region: 1-2796 (931 amino acids)
Biological process (GO): steroid hormone receptor signaling pathway; regulation of DNA-templated transcription
Cellular component (GO): nucleus
Molecular function (GO): DNA-binding transcription factor activity; zinc ion binding; steroid binding
Source: RefSeq, a predicted model, not a curated record